CCACCAUUAUCACCCCCUCGCCAUCCCUCAAAUUUUAUUUCCCAAAACACCCCUGCUUCAUAAACACAAACCUAAACUUCAUUGCCCAGAGAACCCCUCUUCCCCUCUUAAACUACAAAUUUACCCCACCCCAACCAAGAUCUUUCUUUUCCCGAAGUACCCUCCAUUCCUUCCCUCUCCCUCCAAUAUUAUAACAAAACCCAGACUGCCAACCCAGAGACACCCAACUGAGGGAAAAGGAGAGAGCUUUUAAUCCCCAUUUCAAUGGCGACAAUGGCCUCUCUUUUCCUCAAAACCCCGACUCCAUCACCAUCUUUGCCGAAAACCCAGAAAACCCUUUUCAUCCCACCCCUCACUUUCACUCUUCCCAGCCGCCCCACCUCCAAAACCCGUUUAAAAGCUCGGGUUUCUUGCGGGUUGAUCGAGCCGGAUGGUGGAAAACUGGUUGAGCUCUUCGUUGAGGAGUCUCAUAAAGACGCCAGAAAAGGGCAAGCUUUGGGUUUGCCGUCGAUUAGGCUCUCGACUAUUGACCUCCAAUGGGUUCAUGUGCUCAGCGAAGGCUGGGCCAGCCCAUUGAAGGGCUUUAUGAGAGAGUCUGAGUUCCUCCAAACUCUUCAUUUUAACUCGCUCCGACUCCGUGACGGCUCAGUCGUUAACAUGUCGGUGCCAAUCGUGCUCGCCAUCGAUGAUUCUCAGAAGCAGAGGAUCGGUCAGGAGAGCUCCGUGGCGCUUUUGGAUGAUCAGAACAAUCCAAUUGCCAUUUUGAAAGACAUUGAGAUUUACAAGCACAAUAAAGAAGAACGUAUAGCAAGAACAUGGGGAACCACUGCCCCUGGCUUACCUUAUGUUGAGGAAACCAUUACCAAUGCUGGAAACUGGCUGAUUGGCGGUGAUUUGGAGGUUAUUGAACCGGUGAAGUAUAAUGAUGGUCUUGACCGGUUCCGCCUCUCUCCAUCAGAACUACGUGAGGAAUUUACAAAGCGCAAUGCUGAUGCCGUGUUUGCUUUUCAACUUAGAAAUCCUGUCCAUAACGGUCACGCUCUAUUAAUGACUGAUACACGCCGCCGGCUUCUGGAGAUGGGAUAUAAGAAUCCUAUACUUCUGCUUCAUCCACUUGGAGGUUACACCAAGGCUGAUGAUGUUCCACUUAGUUGGAGGAUGAAACAACAUGAGAAGGUGCUUGAAGAUGGUGUUCUUGAUCCAGAGACCACUGUGGUAUCUAUAUUUCCAUCACCAAUGCACUAUGCUGGACCAACUGAGGUACAAUGGCAUGCAAAGGCUCGCAUCAAUGCUGGUGCUAACUUUUAUAUUGUGGGUCGAGACCCUGCUGGCAUGGGCCAUCCACUGGAGAAAAGAGAUUUGUAUGAUGCAGAUCAUGGGAAGAAGGUACUGAGCAUGGCUCCUGGACUGGAGCGGCUGAGCAUCCUGCCUUUCCGGGUGGCUGCAUAUGAUAAAACUCAGAGUAAAAUGGCAUUCUUUGAUCCAUCAAGGCCACAAGAUUUUCUUUUUAUAUCCGGGACCAAGAUGCGAACACUUGCAAAGAACAGGGAGAACCCCCCAGAUGGAUUUAUGUGCCCUGGUGGCUGGCAAGUCUUGGUUGAUUAUUACGAGAGUCUAACCCUCUCUGAGAAUGGAAAAGUACCUGUACCUGUCCCAGCUUGAUAAAAUGAGCUGUGUAAAUAUGUACUAUUUGAUGUUUGGGAGAAACCUUGAAUCUCUAAAUCUCCAACGUCUGGGUUUGAGAAUUUAGAAAAGACUCUGCUGGAGCUGGAUUGUGAAUCUUGCUGAGGCAUUGUUAAAUAGAGUGGACACUUCGCCUCAUAUCUUGUAAUGCAACAUGCACAUGCAUCGUGUGCUGUUGUGUAAGUGUGUGCUGUCAAUGAAGAAAUGGAUUGUGAAUUGCUUGUUAAAACAUACAAA
Coffea arabica (coffee) is the source of this 1920-nucleotide messenger RNA. Its product is annotated as ATP sulfurylase 1, chloroplastic. NCBI's taxonomy places the organism in Eukaryota, Viridiplantae, Streptophyta, Magnoliopsida, Gentianales, Rubiaceae. Gene Ontology annotation, molecular function: sulfate adenylyltransferase (ATP) activity; adenylylsulfate kinase activity. Gene Ontology annotation, biological process: sulfate assimilation. The record is from RefSeq and is a predicted model, not a curated record.